Verticillium dahliae VdLs.17 is the source of this 531-nucleotide messenger RNA. RefSeq lists its product as uncharacterized. Bases 1 to 531 code for a protein of 176 amino acids. NCBI's taxonomy places the organism in Eukaryota, Fungi, Ascomycota, Sordariomycetes, Glomerellales, Plectosphaerellaceae. The transcript has a single exon. The record is from RefSeq and is a predicted model, not a curated record.
AUGAAUUCCACCGGUUCCGAGAUUAAGGACGAGGCUUCUACCCCUUCAUCAGACAACCAUGUUCUCAACGACUCCAGGCCCGCCUCGUCAGCCAAAUCAAGUCAUCUCCAGACCGCUCUGAAAUCCUUGCUCGUAGUGUCCGCUUCCAGGGCCCCUAUCAACAACUCUCAACUGGAAGGUGACGAUGUCCUCUCUCCACCGCCUGACCAUAUCCUGAGUCCAACGCACGACGACCAGGCCUCGGGCGAUGUGAUUGUCGUGAGCUCUAGCCGCAAUAGCUCUAAAGAGUCCUCACCAUUUCGCGUUAUUUCUCAUCAAGAGAGCGAGACCAUUAGCGAUGCUGAGAAGGAUUUGCAGUAUUACCCUCAAACAUUCCCUGAUUCUCAGCACAAGAGACAGCUCGCCACGCCGAACAUUCCUCUAGGUGAUGAGGAAGAAGGUAGCGUACCCCUCGACAUGCCCAUCACUCUUUCUAAUCCCGUCCGCCGCCUUAUAGGAGCUGAUUCUACGACAGUUGUCCUAGAAUACUAG